This is a messenger RNA of Eimeria tenella, 1016 nucleotides long. RefSeq lists its product as uncharacterized. Lineage: Eukaryota; Apicomplexa; Conoidasida; Eucoccidiorida; Eimeriidae. The annotation marks the transcript as partial. The record is from RefSeq and is a predicted model, not a curated record. The transcript has 4 exons.
CUGCCUGUGGCUGCUGCUGCUCUUUUGUUUGAUUUGGCUUACAAUGAAGUGCUGCCGCCAGCAGCAGUUCCCCACCUUGCUGCUGCUCUAAAGGGUGCUGCAGCAGGCCUCAGCAGCAAUUCAGCAGCAGCAGCAGCAGCAGCCGCAACACCAAAGAUCCCCUCAUCACAGCCGCAGCAGCAGCAGCAGCCACAGUACCCGCCCACAAAGCCGCUGCAAGCAGCUGCUGCUGCUGCUGCAGCUAAGGCGGCGGCAGCAGCUGCUGCAGCUGCAGCGGAUGCUGCAACUGGCAGCAGGGCAGAGGCUGUGGUUUGGUGGUUUGCUGCUGCUUCUCGCUGCACCCAGUUGCUGCAGCUGCCGCUUCCUGCUGCUGUCUCUGUGGACAUUUUCCUCAGCGGUGUUCCCGUGGCCCCGCUGCUGCCGUCGUUGUCGGCCGCUUUAGAAGCUGCUGCUGCUGCGCUCUCUGCAGCAGAUGCUGCUGCGCUGCUGCUCUGCUGCCGCUCUCGGCAGCUGUUCUUGCUGCAGCUGCAGCAGCAACAACAACGAAAAGCCCUGCAGCAGCCAACGGCAGAAACACUGCCAGCAGAAGCAGCACCGCUGCUGCGGCAGCAGCCGCCAGAAGCUGCUCCUCUGUGGGCAGCCCUUCGCCGACACUUCCUAGCGCCUGCUGCUGCUCCUUCCAGCAGCAGCAGCAGCAGCAGCAGCAGGUUCGGCAGGGUUCACCCUUGCUGCUAUCUUUCCCCGCGAAUGGACGAGCAGCAGCAGCUGCUGCUGCUGCAGGCGGUCGGCCUUGACGCUGGCUGGGCUGCUGAUGCAGGUAUAGCAGCAGGAGCAGCAGCAGCAAAUGAUGCAUCUUCAGCAGAAGCAGCAACAGGCGAGAACGAGACUGCUGAACCAGCUGCAGCAACAGCAACAGCAGCAGCAGCAACGAGCACAGGGAAGAACAGAGCGAUCCCAGCGAGGGGAGCAGAUUUGCUGCUGCUGCUGCUGCAGCUCACCAGCUUCCCUCUGGCAGC